Ipomoea triloba (trilobed morning glory) is the source of this 1005-nucleotide messenger RNA. RefSeq lists its product as uncharacterized. The record is from RefSeq and is a predicted model, not a curated record. The transcript is spliced from 2 exons. NCBI's taxonomy places the organism in Eukaryota, Viridiplantae, Streptophyta, Magnoliopsida, Solanales, Convolvulaceae. Gene Ontology annotation, molecular function: nucleic acid binding; zinc ion binding. Bases 1 to 1005 code for a protein of 334 amino acids.
AUGCCACCUAGAAGAGAUACCGCAGUUAACAGAAGUGGUAAUGGUGGGAAUGAGGCUAACGCUCCCACUAAUGCUCAACUGGCUCAUGGACUUCAACAGCUGACACAAUUGACUCAGACUUUGGGUGCUACACUACUUCAAAAUGGCAAUGGAAACGACGUUGCUAAAAAGAAGGUGGAGGCUGCUGUGUACUACUUGCAACAAGAAGCUGUUAUUUGGUGGGCAAAUAAUGGGCACGUUCUUCGUCAACAACCUGACUUUGACUGGGAGGCCUUCAAGACUGCUAUGAGGGAUCGAUUCUACCCUGAGCAUGUUAAGGCUACAAUGUAUGAGGAGUUCUUGCACUUGAAGCAAGGCAAUUUAUCUGUGCAAGAGUAUCAUGCAAAAUUCUUAGAGCUUGCUCGUUUUGCAUCUAAGUUGGUCCCUGAUGAGGUUAGCAAGGCAGAGAAAUUCAUUAGGGGACUAACUUUUGGGAUUCAAAAGGUGAUUUGCGUCCUUGGAUGUCAAACACUGAAUGAGGCAUACAAAAAGGCUGCUAACCUUUACCGUGUGGAAUUAAUUCAAAGAGAAGCCAACGUGAAGAGUAGGAGGAGAAUGGAGAGUAAUGAGGAAGAAAACAAACAAGGGGAUAAAAGGCCAAGGUUCAACAAUCAAGGGUCAAAUAAAGGAUUUCAAAACAAUAAGGGUAAUGCAGGUUAUCGUGGUGACAAUAGGCAAGGAAAUCAAGGGCAGAAACACAAUGGAACAGAGAAGUAUCACUACUGCAAGAGAUGUGGAAAUGGACACCCUGGGAAGGAUUGCCAAGGAAAUCUAGUGAAAUGCUUCAAAUGCCAAAAGAUGGGACAUCGAGCGUAUGAAUGUCAUUUAGAACUAAAUGGGAACAAUCAAGCAACAGAUAAUGGAGGUCAAAAUACCAAUGAUGGGAAGAACAAUCGAGGGAGGAUCUUCGUCAUGAGUAGAGCUCAGGCUGAGGCCAGUGGUGUGGUUUCUCGUGAUGUUGUGUGA